CAUUUAACAUAUUUGAAAAAAAUAUGGUCUUAAAUUACUAAACUAAGAUCUCUUUAUCCUGGCUAAGGAUUGUUGGAAAGUAAAACCCAAGUCUCUUUCCAAGCUGCAAUAAUCCCCUUUUUAAGACUAAAUCUGUAGGAAGUGAUUGGCAGUCAACGAGAGAAGCUUCCAAGGAGAGACCUAUGAACAAACUUACAAUAAUGUCUUCAAUCAUACAGAUAAGAGACGAGGGUAGAAAAAGAUAACUCAUCAACCUUAAGACAUUUGCGGAACAAUUAGAAUCAUUAAACCACAAACUUCCCCAUCUCAAAGAUAACGUGGACCCAGAAUUACUUAAGCUUACCUCAAUCAAGUGCGUGAUAAUAUACAUCAACUAGUUCCAAUCAUACAGCUCCAAGAAAGCUUGACUAUAAUUCAGAAUCACCUGGCGUUAUUUCAUCGCACCAGCAUAAGUGGAUUUUGGCCAAGAGGAAAAUAGCCAGUUACUCAUAUUUCUAUAUAAUUCCUCCUUCAUGAAGCCUCAGAUCUCCACUGAUUUGUCUUGCUGAUGCAUUAUUCCCAUGGCAAAACAGACAUGCUGCAGGCCAUGCAGAAAGAUGCACUUCACUUAGCUUCAAAGGCUCUUGACAACUUUGAAGCCUGUGAGUCUACAGAUAUAGCUCGCUUUAUAAAGAAGGUGAUGGCUAAACACCAGAAAUUACUGUAACUCAAUUCUGGAUAUUAAAUACAUGAAGAAACCAGAUCUGACAUUCACCUCUUCUGAUGAUGUGAUGUUUUGUUUAUACAGGAAUUUGACAGGGCGUAUGGAACUGGAUGGCAAUGUGUUGUGGGGAGAGACUUUGGUUCAUUUGUGACGCACUGCCAGUGCCAUGGCCGCUUCAUCCACUUUUUGCAUUGGCAGUCUAACCAUCUUGCUCUUCAGGGUUGCAGUAGUAAAUCAAGCAGACAAAGCAUGAUUGUUCCUGGAUAUGGAAAGUGUAAAUGCUUGCUUAGGCUAGCUUUCAUAUUGUUUGCUUCUCUGUUCUCCUCUAGUUGCCUAAACAAGAAAAGAAACUUGGCAGU
Molecule: messenger RNA, 1062 nt
Organism: Rubroshorea leprosula
Lineage: Eukaryota; Viridiplantae; Streptophyta; Magnoliopsida; Malvales; Dipterocarpaceae
Source: the annotation of a GenBank genome assembly